GAAGAUGGCGGCGCCCGGACGGGCUGCGCUCUCGAGGAGCUGCUGCUAAAGAUGGAACAUUUGGCAGAAAUACCGGACAAUUCCACAAACUUUAUGGCUGGCUCACAUCGUGGUCACUCCGUGAUCACGUACGACCGCCAGACACUUCUGGAUGUGGACACAUCGGGCCGUUUUGGACCGAUAGACACUUGCGUGCUAGACUUGCUAACUAGCAUGGGAUUACAUCGGCGGCUACAUCCAGCGGCCUGUGAAGCAGGGGAGUCUAGUAGCAGCGGGGGCCGUCUACGGAGCAGACGCCAGCGGUGUGAUCGGAAACGCGGAUGCCGAGCGGGGCUAAAAACAAAGCAGAAGGCUAAUCCCCACAGAACACCACUUUCCUCCAUCCCGAAGACGGAUUUAGAUGGAAAAUGCGCGACUACUGGUCUGGUGAUUCACACGCUGCAGUAUUUCCACACUGCGUCCUCUCAAGUUCCAAACUUCCCAGAGUUUGUGGCUGUUGGUUAUGUUGAUGGAGUUCAGAUUUCUCACUAUGACAGCAACAGCAGGAAAGCAGAAGCCAAACAGGACUGGAUGAACAAAAUCACAGCAGAGGAUCCAAAAUACUGGCAGAGACAAACAGAGAUCAGUGUUGGUAAUGAGUUGAUUGGCAAACACAGCCUUGAAGUUCUUAAGAAGCGUUUCAACCAAACUGGAGGUGUUCACAUUUUCCAGAGGAUGACUGGAUGUGAAUGGAAUGAUGAGACUGAUGAAGUUAAAGGUUGGUAUCAGAGAGGUUAUGAUGGAGAAGAUUUCAUAUCGUUGGACAUGAAGACAUGGACAUUUACUGCAGCAAAACAACAAGCUUUCCCCGACAAACUCAAGUGGGACCAGGACAAACAUCUACUAGAAUACUAUAAGUUUUACUACACUGAGUAUUGUCCUUCUUACUUGAAGAAGUAUGUGAACAAUGGGAAGGAGGUCCUAAUGAGAACAGAGCUUCCAGAGGUGUUCCUGCUCCAGAAGACGCCGUCCUCUCCGGUCAGCUGCAUGGCGACAGGUUUCUACCCCGACGGUGCCGACCUGUUUUGGAGGAAAGACGGCGAGCAGAUCUUCGAGGACGUGGAGCACGGAGAGAUACUCCCCAACCACGACGGAACCUUCCAGAUGUCGGUGGCGCUGAAAGUGGAGGUGACGGCCGACGUGGAGGGCAAGUACGAAUGUGUGUUUCAGCUGUCAGGCGUCAAGGAGGACUUGGUCACCAAGCUGGAGAGAAGAAGCAUCCUGAGCAACGCAAGCCAUGAAGGUGAGAAAGACACAUUUAGUUGGAGAUGUUUCCCAUCACAAGUCCACCUGUCACCAUUAUUGAUCCAUGUCACCAUGACAACGCUUGACGUCUGCAUGCAAAGUAGUCAUGAAGGUUUCCUCUUCAUGCUUUGUCACUCCACUUGUGCUUUUUUGCUCUCCACAGACAACUUGAGCGUCGCCCUCGCUGCCACGGCGGCGGUCCUCGCUGUGGCGGCCAUCAUCAUCAUCAUCAUCAUCAUGGUCAUGGUCAGGCGUCACAGAAACAGACAAGGUGAGGGACGCCAAUGUCCUCUGUCUUCUUCUUCUCGGUGCACUCGGUCCAGGCCGUGAGUUGAUGCUUUCAUCCGGGCUGCAAAGGUGCGGCCAUCUUUUAGUUGCCUUCCAGCCAAACACUCAAAGAUCCACAGAGACAGAGCGCCCACUCUCACGUAGAAACACGGCGUGACGUGAGGGGAAAAGUCCACUUCACCUUGUUUCUCUUUCAUUUCAGCCCAGUACGAUCCAGCUGGUAAGUAAAACAUCUUUUCUUUGAGCCGCAAGAAACAAAGCCGUGGUGAAGCGUCACUCACAUGGAGGUCUGAUGUGGACCUUUGUUACAAGUUUAGCCGGAAAAGCCCAACUGGAGCUGACUCCUUCACAAUAAAAGUCCCUCCUGUGAGCACACGCAAUACAAAGUCUGGCAUAUCUCACUUUUGACAGGAGUCCUCAUGAUGAGGAUCAGCCAAAUGAGACAUCAAGUGUGCUGACUCGUCAUGUUUCCAAGUCACACCUCAAAGAUCUGAUGUGAGUGACGAGGCACCUUCUGGAUGUUCUUCCUUCACCGUUUGCGUUUGUCCCGCAGCUCGCCACGGCGGCGUGGAGCUCGACGAGAACGUGCAGGCGGCUGAAGGCUGAGUAAGCUCACAUGGACUGUCUGCACCUCCAAAUGUUCUUGUGUGAAGAUGAUGUUCAACUUGGAUUCACCUGCUUCUGUCGGGAAUGUGCUGAGUGGUCUUCUUCCUCCAGGAUGCUUUGUGCACUGGAACACAGGGAGAUGUCUCCAUCGCUGAGGGACGUCAUCACACUCGGAGAUGAGAUGGAGAUGUGCUUUGUUCUUCGUCCGACUGCUCCUCACGCUAUUCCAUGUAUUCUUCUUUGGCCGUUAAAAGACUUUCAAGAUCAAACGUUGGUGGCUGUAAAAUCGCACGUUUCAUGGCCUUGACGUCAUGACGAGGAUUUCUUCUUUUCUUUCAAUGGCCGCUGCUUAUGAUCAAUAUCACAUUGUGUCACAUCUCUGUCAAUAAAUCCGUUUUUCCUCCA
This is a messenger RNA of Nerophis ophidion (straightnose pipefish), 2583 nucleotides long. RefSeq lists its product as uncharacterized. Gene Ontology annotation, cellular component: external side of plasma membrane. The record is from RefSeq and is a predicted model, not a curated record. The coding region runs from base 52 to 1614 and encodes 520 amino acids. Gene Ontology annotation, biological process: immune response. Lineage: Eukaryota; Metazoa; Chordata; Actinopteri; Syngnathiformes; Syngnathidae. The transcript is spliced from 4 exons.